AUGCCCGGGGCUGGGACCAAGCCCCCCCCACCGGGGGCCCCUCAAUACGCGCCGAUUCCACAUGGCAGCCAUCCUCAGCAUGGCCAUCCUCCGCAGGGCCAGCCGGCCGGGCCACCAGGCGGCAUGAUGGUCCACCCGGAUCAGCGUGGUGUUUCUGGCGCUCCUGGCGGUGCCUACUACGCCGCACAGCCUGGCGCCGGCCCGCGUCCAGGACAGCCUCACCAGUACAUCCAUCCUGCCGGCGCUGGAGGCCCGCAGGGUCCGCCAUCUGGAAGUGCGGCGCCUCCUGUCGCAGGGCAACACCCGCACCUGACCCAGCGGCCUCCCCCGGGACUUAUGCCGUCUGCUGGCCGACCGGCUGCCGGCUAUGAUCCACACUAUGCACAGGCUAGUGGCGGUGGCGGUGGCGGUGGCGGGGGCGGCGGUGGCCCUUCCGCCGCCGCUGCUGCCAUGGCACACCAGCAGCAAGCACAACAGCAUGCCAUGCAGCAGCAGCAUCAGCAACAGCAGCAGCAGCAGCAGCAGCAGCAACAGGCAAACAUGGAUCAGCUUCGCCGCCGGGGGUCUUUCUCCCACCCGGGCGUCCCUCCGGGACCCGGUGGCCCCGCUCCAGGACACCACCCGGCCCAUGCAUACUCGGGUACUCCGGCCAGCGCGCAGUAUGCCCACCGGCCGGAGCAUGGUGGCUCCUCGCCCAGUCCCCAGGCAGCUACCGGUGCGACCGCCAGCUACCCGUCCCACCAGCAUGUCCAUGCCCCGUCUCAUGGGCAACCGCAUGCCCAUUCUCACGCGCAGCAGCAAGCGCAGCAGCAAGCACAGCAGCAGGCGCAGCAGCAAGCGCAGCAGCAAGCGCAACAGCAACAGCAGCGUCCUGGCGUUUAUGGGCUGCCGGGCUCCGCUGACCCGAAGCAAGCACCGGUUCCCGCUGCUCGUGGCGCGUACAACCAGGCGCCGAGUGCUUUGGCCCCAGGUGCCACACGUCUCAACAACAACAGCCACAGCCCCAGGCGCAACCGCAGUCACAACAACAACAACAGCAGCAGCAGCAGCAGCAACACCCUCAGGGGCCUGGGGCAGGUGCAUCAGCUUCGGCGCCUGGACAAACACCACCAACACUAUCGGGCCAGUCGCCGCACCAUACCAUGCCCGCAGCUCCUGCCGGUGCCGUGCAAACCCGUCCUGCACACCCUGGACAACCGGGGCAGGCACAUUAUGGAGCACCCUCUCAGCCGCAUCGUCCCCAGCAACCAGGGCACCUGCAGCAGCCAGGGCAUCCGCAGCAGCCGGGCCAUUCCCAGCAGUCAAGCGCACAUCACAUGCCGCAGCAUUCCCACGUCCAAAUGCCCCAGAAGCAUGUUCAACACUCGCCGCACCAUCACCCAACGGCCCAAUCGCAGAAUCCGUCCCAGCCACAGUCCCAGUCGCAAUCUCAACCGCCGUCGCAACCGCCGCCACAGCCUCAAUCGCAGUCACAGCCUCGACCGGGCCAGCCCCCCUCGCAGGCUCCUCAUCACGCGCAUGCUGGCAUGGUUGGACAUGAGCACGCUCGGAGGUCCUCCAUCCAAAUGGACGACCAUGCAAUGGGGCACGCGGCCGCAGCCGCCGCUGCGACAGCCGCUGCUCAGGCCCAGGCCGCAUCGCAACGCCAGCCGCAGGUACAAAGCCAGGGCCAGCCACAGCGAAUGCCCAUGA
Fonticula alba is the source of this 1692-nucleotide messenger RNA. RefSeq lists its product as hypothetical. The transcript has 3 exons. NCBI's taxonomy places the organism in Eukaryota, Rotosphaerida, Fonticulaceae. The coding region runs from base 1 to 1692 and encodes 563 amino acids. The record is from RefSeq and is a predicted model, not a curated record.